UUGACUCUAAGCAGGAAGCACACCAGGCUCUGUGAGCUCUUUUCUGGUUAGUCGUGGGCCAGUCGAGGAGCUCUCUGCUGGUGCAGGAUUUAUUUUUCACGAUGGCAAAAGCACAUCUGCUGCUCCUGCCUCUACUCAUCUGCUCUGUUUAUGGAGUUAGUCUGGAGGAAAAGAAAGGCCCACUGGACAACAGAGUGUUAGAUGUGCCGGAAGCCACACCUGUGCCAUACGCCAUUUUUCAGUUUAUUUCUGCAGCAGAUGGUGUGUCAGCGUACCGUGUGAGUGGUGAGACAGAGGGGAAGAUCAGAAUAUCUCGAGAUGGAUGGCUGUACCUUGAAGAAUCGCUGGAGUGGAGCCCUGGCAAAACACACACUCUAACUAUUGAGGCUCUCUCAGCGGAUGAUGAACCCAUUGAUGGACCUUACUCAGUUAUUCUUCAUGUCACAGAUGUAAACAACAAUCCUCCUGUCUUCACUCAAAGCCAGUACAGUGGAAGUAUUAGAGAGCAUUCCCCUGCAGGGGUGCCAUUUCUGCAAGUGUCCGCCAUUGAUAAGGAUGAUGCAAACACACCCAAUGCUGUUCUGAGCUACAGCAUCGAGAGCCAGUUCCCCAACCCUACAGGCCAACUCUUCUUCUCCAUCAACCCAAACAACGGAGAAAUUUCCACCACAGAAGAGGGAGCAGCGUUUCUAAGAGCCAGAAAUGUACUGGGACUGACGUACAGUCGUGGUGAGACUCGUGGCAGUGCCGAGGUGCUAAAGAAGAAGUUUGAUGAGUUCUGCACUCCAAAGAAUGAACUGCCUAUUGAGAACAACCCAUUCUUCACAUGCGUCCAACGUGCCGAGACCAGGAGAUUUAAUGCUGUUGAGGAUCCAGACUACACCCUGAUUGUGCGAGUGGAGGAUUUAGGAGGCGGAGCCCCCAAUUCCCUCAGCAGCACCGCAUAUAUCAACAUAGCCAUCACUCCAAACUUAUGGGUCAAUCCUGGGCAAAUCCGCAUCAAGGAAAACUUGGUUCAUGAAUACCCCAAGAUAAUAACCUCGGUACGGUCCAAUGACCCCAAUGCACGCUACAGGCUGGUGCAGAAGGAGAGAGAAAUUCCGUUCCCUUUCACUAUUAAUGUAGAUGGAGAGAUCUUCGUCACUGAGGCCUUGGACAGAGAGCAGAAGGACAUGUACAUACUGGUGGUUUUGGCAGAGGAUAAAGAUGGUGUCGAGCUGGAGUCUCCUAUGGAGAUCCAGGUGAAGGUGGAGGAUGAGAACGAUAACGCGCCUGUUUGUGUACACGCUGAAAGUGUGUUUGAGGUUCAGGAGAAUGAGAAAGUAGGCAGCCAAAUUGGUGAUCUGUUGGUUCAUGAUGCGGACGAAGAAAAAACAGUGAACUCACUGCUGCACUACAAACUUCUGAGCCAGAGCCCCACCAACCCUGCUGACGGGAUGUUCCACAUUGACGGCACACGCGGCAAGAUCCAGGUGGCCAAACACAACUUCCGCAGGAAGGACGUUCCAGAGUAUCAGCUCAAGAUUGGAGUUACCAAUGGAGGUUUCAGCACAGAGUGCAGCGUCAUCAUCAGAAUCAUCGACAUCAACAAUGAGAUCCCCAUCUUUGAGAAGAAUGAUUAUGGGAUAUACAGUGUUCCGGAGCUUGCUGAGGUGGGCACCACUCUGCUGAACAUUAAAGCUACAGAUGCUGAUGAUCCAGGCACAGGCAGCUCCAAGGUGGAAUACCACAUCACUUCAGGAGAUCCAGACAAACUUUUCUCCAUAGAGGUUGAUGACGCCACUGGAGAGGGCAGAGUCUACAUUGCACAGCCUUUGGAUUAUGAGGUUCAGUCUACCUAUCAGCUUCAGAUUGAUGCUCGUAAUCCUGAGCCGCUGAUUGAGGGGGUUCAGUACAAUGAAAGCUCCAGUGCAGUCGUGGUCAUUCAGCUGGUGGACGUGGAUGAGCCUCCUGUGUUUAGUGUGGACAUCCUAAACGUCAACGUCCCAGAAAAUGUGACAGUGGGGACCGUCCUCUUGACAGCUGAAGCCAAGGAUCCAGAGGAGAAAAAGAUUAAGUUUAGGCUGGAGGACGAUGAGCACGGCUGGCUGGAGGUGGAUCCUGACUCUGGAGAGCUGAAGACUAAAGCAGAGAUGGAUAGGGAAGUGGUUGAACAGCUUAAAGUCCGUAUCAUCGCCUACGAGACAGAGGAUCAGAAGCAGGAGGUUGAGAAGGAAGUGUCCAUCCAGCUGUUGGAUGUGAACGAUAACUUCCCUAAGCUGCAGAAGACUCAGGGAUUCAUGUGUGUGAAACAGCUGACCCCGCUGGUGCUGACCGCUGUGGACGGUGAUGCGGAGCCCAACGGAGAGCCCUUCACUUUCUCUUUGAAUAUGGUCCGCAAAUCACCUAACUGGGAGAUCACUCCAGUGGACGGAACAUCAGCUAAACUGAUUCUGAAGAAGAGACCCACCACUGACCAGACCUACAACAUUCCCAUUAACAUCAAGGACAACGCAGGCAUGGGUGUUACUCAUAAGUUUGAAGUGCGAGUAUGUAACUGUACUGAGUUGGGCUACUGUUACAUGGAACCAGGGACUCACGCCUGGAUGAUGGGUGUAUCCGGCACAGUCGGCAUUCUAGGAGGAGUAUUGGGAUUUAUCUUGCUGCUCCUGAUCAUCGUCAUUUACCGCAUCAAGAAGAAUGACAAGAAGAAGGACAAAAACAUGGCUGACGGGGAAACCACCGUCAUGCUCUAGAUGCCGUGUCCAGUUGCGCCCUCGGUCGUCACAUGCGCACAUGGUGGUUCGUUCAGUUCAGCCUCUGUUUCAAUUUACUUUCUCUCUGAAAUUCACAAAGAGACUGUACUGUCUGACCUCAGAGGGAGGAAGGAAGGGAGGGGUGUAUUUUAAAAUUGGCUGGUAAUACAGUGUAGCUGUGCACAUAAGAGGUUCUCCUUGUAACUUAUUAUAUGUGAGUACGGUCAUGUUCUGUUUUGGACUAUACAAACUGUCCUAACACAAACUCCUCAACAGUCUCACUAUUAUAUUUCCCAGGUCAAAAAACUUCCUGUAUCCUGGAUCUAUCAAAUAAAUUAAGAGUCUUAUGACAAAAGAUGCCCAGUUUUACAUAAUUCUUCCAAACAUAAACCUAUAUCUAUGUACGUCAGCCCAGACCAUGGUACAAAGUCUUUAUCCAAUAGCUAAUAAUAAACAUUGAACCCUUUUGUCCCUUUUGGUUCUUUAGAAAAACACUUUUUUAAAUAAGUGAGAAAACCUUUUAGUUAGUGAUGCGACAGUUCUUUAAACCUUUAAAAUGUCUUUUAAAAUAAUUUCUUCUACAACAUUGCUCCCAGCAGCUCAAAUCUGAUUCAUUGGCAUAAUAGAUUUGAAAAGGACGGACUUUUUUAUUGUGAACAAUACCAACAAGGCCAAAUCUUGCUUUUUCAAUUUGAUUUGAUCUUUGUUUUAUGUGGCAUGAAAUCUGAUUCAGAUUGUGAACAGAGUGUGAACAAAAAAACUUUUAUGCCACCUUUUUAAGUAUAUGCUACCUAUAAUCUCAACCUAAUUAUACUUUUAUACAUUAUGACUUAUAGGGCCCUAUGAUUUCUGCAGUGCAGAGAACAUGGACAGAAUAGCCAAAUUAAAAUUAAAAUGAAUUUCAAAUACAAUGACAAAACAUUUUACAAAUAACUUAUAUAUAUAUAUAUAAAACAUCUUAAUUAGAUAAGAUGUUAAUGCCCUCUAAAUAUUUAGGCAGCUCGUAUAAUCUUUGACCCAUAACAGCAGCUCAACCAUUUUUACUGUACCUGACUCUCUGCAUUUUUCUGACAGUUGAUCUUUACACUGUGCCAUAUUUUUGUGAUAAAUGGACCAAUAGAAAUUAGUGCUGCAUAUAUAUAUACAUACUAUAUAUAUACUAUAUGUGUAUAGUUUUGUCGUUGUCAUCACAAUGUUCACAUGCACAAUAAUAAUAUCACAGGAUGUGCAAUAUCAUGUAAGACAAAGCAUGCAUGUAAUUCCAUGACUUUCAUAAAAAGUUUUAUAUAACAUAUCUAUGAGAGUUAGAUUAUAUCUGCCUAAACACCUUUUUAUGUUCAUGACAUGUUCAUUGAUUUCUGAUAAAAUAUGGUAAAAACAAUCCUGUAUUAUUUAAUAUAGUACAAUAUACGGCAGAAACAGGAAAAUCAUCUUUUUACAUUGAUUUUUCAUUGAGAGAAUUAGUAAGUGAGAUACAGAGAGAUUUUUGUGUGAUGUGUGGUGUGACAGUACAGAAACAUUAUCUGAUUAUCUGAUAAUGAAGAGCUUGUGAGGUAGAAUAUAAAUGGAACAAUUGGGCUGGGCCCUGUGUGUAACCCCAAUUAUUAGGUGCAGGAUUAGUUUUUAUCUUAUCCUGUAUCAUCCCCCCAUUGCCUUUACUAAUUAACCCUUUUAGACCCUCUUGUUUAAGAGGGUGGAAUAAAUUAUGAAGGAGCUUAUUUAGCUAGCUGUUUUAUCAUUAACACUCCAUCUGCUCUCUGCCUGUAUUCUCCAGCUGAGGAGGCUGGUCUUCGCUAUUACCUGCUGCUACUGAAGAUGAUUAUGAUGAUGAUGAUGAUGAUGGUGAUUGUGUUGAUUUUGUGUGAGUGUGAUCAGUGCGGGUCUGUACUACUGCAUGCUCUGUUAGUGUAAUAAGUGCUUUACUGUAAUGCUAGGUAUAAUCUUAUAUUUAUUCUUAUAAUGUAAAAUCAGUAUAAAAGUGUUGAAAUCAUG
Molecule: messenger RNA, 4727 nt
Organism: Astyanax mexicanus (Mexican tetra)
Lineage: Eukaryota; Metazoa; Chordata; Actinopteri; Characiformes; Acestrorhamphidae
Gene: cdh17
Product: cadherin 17, LI cadherin (liver-intestine)
Exons: 19
Coding region: 102-2735 (877 amino acids)
Biological process (GO): calcium-dependent cell-cell adhesion; cell morphogenesis; multicellular organism development
Cellular component (GO): catenin complex; adherens junction; plasma membrane
Molecular function (GO): cadherin binding; calcium ion binding
Source: RefSeq, a predicted model, not a curated record